This is a messenger RNA of Orussus abietinus, 2872 nucleotides long. RefSeq names its product fringe glycosyltransferase (gene fng). Gene Ontology annotation, molecular function: O-fucosylpeptide 3-beta-N-acetylglucosaminyltransferase activity. Gene Ontology annotation, biological process: regulation of Notch signaling pathway. Gene Ontology annotation, cellular component: membrane. NCBI's taxonomy places the organism in Eukaryota, Metazoa, Arthropoda, Insecta, Hymenoptera, Orussidae. The transcript is spliced from 9 exons. The coding region runs from base 313 to 1500 and encodes 395 amino acids. The record is from RefSeq and is a predicted model, not a curated record.
CCGAGUAGGACGUCGCUCCGCGAGCAUCGGGGCCCUCGCUGCCGCCCACGUUGCGAAAGGGGCCCGAUAAGGCCCCCCGCGAGUUCGAGCGCCUUCCGGUUACCGUCGACCGUCCCGAGUGAUAAUAAUCAACGAGCCUGCUUACACCGUACAUAACAAUCGAAGGAUAUAGCGCCAUAUCGGUUCGUAUCGGAGGAGGAACAAGUGGGCCCCGAUCGGGAAAUCAGGGGCACGCGUCGCGCGACCUCGAGCUCUUCUUCGAGGCCCUCGCAGGGGCCUGACGGGGCCCCGGGGGGCACGGGGUCGCCAUCGAUGCUGGAUGAGGAGAGACUCACGGGGGAUCGCGCUUUCACGGUCAGGCCCGCGCAGGGCCCCGGGGCCCCGGACGAUGUCGGGCGCGCCUUAGCGGGGCUAGGCCCCCCCCUGACGUCGGGGCCCGCGACCCAGAAGAUGUCGCGGUCCCUGCCCACCCGGAGAGGCCUCCAGGCCCUCGCCCUGGUCCUCGCUACCGCCUACGCCACCGUGCUGCUCUACCACGCGGUCACCCCAGGACAGAUGGCGCUGGAGGACAAGGAGGGGGCAAGCGAGCCGGUCGCCCGGUGCCACCGGGGCCUGGGGCUCCGGGGGGCCCAAAGGGGGCCCGAGGGCACCACUCCGCCCCUCGCCCCCGCGACGGUCGCGCCGUUCGCGACGGACCUCGACGACGUCUUCAUAAGCGUCAAGACGACGCAUCGUUAUCAUCGCUCCAGGCUCCCCGUCGUCAUCGCCACCUGGUUCCAGCUCGCCAGGAAGCAGACGUGGUUCUUCACCGACAAGGAUGACCAGUACUUCCAGAACCAGACCGACGGCCACAUGAUCAACACCAAGUGCCCGCCGACUUACUUCAGGCAGGCCCUAAACUGCAAGAUGUCGGUCGAGUUCGACAAGUACCUGGAGAGUGGCAGAAAGUGGUUCUGCCACUUCGACGACGACAACUACGUGAACGUUCCCCGAUUGCUGAGCCUCCUGGACGAAUAUAAUCCUCGGGAGGAUUGGUACCUCGGGAAGCCGUCGAUCCCGGAGCCGAUCGAGAUCAUGAGGCAGGGUCCGAAGUCGUCGAAACAACAGCAGAAGGUGAAGUUCUGGUUCGCAACUGGCGGAGCGGGGUUCUGCAUAAGUCGAGCACUGGCCCUGAAGAUGAUCCCUGUCGCCGGGGGCGGAAAAUUCAUCACCGUCGGCAACAGGAUCAGGCUGCCCGACGACGUGACCAUGGGCUACAUUGUCGAGCACUUGCUGAAGAAGCAACUAACCGUUGUCGAACAGUUCCACUCUCACCUGGAGCUGAUGAGGUUCCUCAACAAGGACACCUUCCACGAGCAGGUCUCGUUCAGCUACAAAGCCUGCCAGGGCGAUUGGAACGUCGUCAAGAUAGACGGCUUCGGGACGAAGGACGACCCUAGCAGAUUCAGGUCGAUACACUGCUACCUCUUCCCAAAUGCCCCUCAAUGUCCGCACAGAUAGUGCUUAUCGGCGCCGAUUAGGCGAUCGAUAUCGGAAAUGGUCCGUCCCGAUGCACCCCAGGAUGCGACUCUGGAUGCAGUCCUGGACACCUCGAUUGCAGCUCAGGAUGAAUCGACGCGGCUGCGAGACUCGACUUCGGAAUUCCGGCUCGAGCCCGAGAGCAGCUCGGAUAUCGAUAUCAGUUUCUUUCUUUUUUUUUUUUUUUCCCUCGUUUCUCUUCUUCCAAAAAUAUCCCGGCUCGAGGGAGAGCUCGAGCCUCUGAAAGCACUGCGCCCCUUUUUAAUCCAAUCCUCCCGAGACCCGAAAAGGAACUCAAUGGCCGAGGAAGAGAGAGGAGGUUCGAUUUUUCGAAUUGCUAUCGGAAGGUACAUGUGAUAUGCUCUCGGUGCGCUCUGCCCGGUUGGCGAGGAAAUGCCGGAAAAUUCAAUUUCCUUCCGGAUUUCGCCCCGAGAGGGGAAAUGCGUUAUCCAGGGUAACCUCCAGGAGGGUACUCGAGGAAAUCAAUGCUUGCCCCUCGACGAUCGGCGCUUCAUUAUUUUUUUUUUUAUCCAUCGUCCUGAAAUAUCCCCGACGAAGGAUUUUCAACUAAAUUUAGAGCGAUUUCAUCCGGAGGGCGCACUUUACUUUUGUACAUAUAAUGUUAUCUCUCGAUUGAUAACUCCCGACGCGAAUUCCUGUUAAGUCGCGUUAAGUUAAACCUAGUCCCCGUAGAAAGACGCAGACGGAUGUCCAAUGUGAUACGUGAGAAUGGAAACCGCGGGAGGAUGCGAGGAAAAGCAGCUCGGUUUUUUCUUUUCUUUUUUUUUUUUUAUUAUAUGUAUAGAGUAUGACUUUUCACUUCGUCUGCACCGAGCGAUGCAUUUCCGGUGCGGCCUGCGUGUGAGUGCGAGAAAAUGAGAUUUCGCGUGCAAUAGAAGAGAUGGAUUAACGCAACGUCGUUAACGUAUGUAGAUAAGAAAUUGUAACGCGUCCAACGCGACCUGCCCUUCGCCGUCGAAUUGUUCCGAGACAAAUAUUGUAUUAACUUUCGCGAGGGAAAAGUGAAAAUAAGAAAAAGGAGAAAUUCUAACAAUUAAUUUCUACCGGUUGAAAACCGCAAAACGCAUAGCUUACUUAAUAUAGGGUCUGGGUCUCGAUGCCACAUAGUGGUUUCCGGCUGCCAAAGGGCUGAACAAGUGACAAUUACGUCUAACGAGAAUUAAACAAUUAAGGAACGUCUUGGAACAAAAUUAACGAAUGGAGAAAGAAGUGACCGAGUGAUCAGGUCGACCUCGAGUUGGGCUACGAGCCCGGGAGUUGUAAAAUAGAGAAUUGUUUCUACAUUGUACGAUACUGUUUUAUACAUACAUAUGUAUAUGAAAUAUAUGUAAAU